Molecule: messenger RNA, 717 nt
Organism: Laetiporus sulphureus 93-53
Lineage: Eukaryota; Fungi; Basidiomycota; Agaricomycetes; Polyporales; Laetiporaceae
Exons: 3
Coding region: 1-717 (238 amino acids)
Source: RefSeq, a predicted model, not a curated record
AUGACAAACUACACAGCUCGCCGCCGUGGUGCGCCGUCGAGUCACGGCCGUCGUCGUCUCUGCCGAUCCCCUUCGUCGUCUUCCAGUGGCUCAUCGUUUGAUCUGCCACCGCUCUCCCCUGAGCUCGAUCACAAACUGGCCAUUGCGCCGAGCAUAGAGUACGAUGAAGAUUCCGACGUCCCGCGGUGGCGUGGACGGCUGCAGCCAAGACCUUCCAUGAUGAACUCGCCAAAGAGACCCACACAAAAUGCACCUAUACAACGGCAGCAGCAGUCGUAUUCUGACGACGAUGAAUCAGACGCAUCUAUGGAGGACUCUGAUGCCGAUUAUGAGAUGUCUGAGAGCGGUGAAUCAGCAAUCGAUGCCGAUAAGAGGAGCUUGAAGGUGAUAUCGCACGACGCCACAGCUCAUCGUCGUGAUAUCAAAGCGUACGACUUGGAUUUUGCGAUGGACUACAAGUUCAAGCGCGGGGAAACCGCCUUGGUAAAAUGCUUCGGAAGAUGGUAUCACGGACAGAUCCUCAAGCCAUACAGAGAUUCACAGAGACCACAGGCGAGUAUGGGUGUAUCUGUUCCAUCAUACGACGUCUUCUUCCGUGAUGAGUGGAACAGGCUGAGAGCCGUAGCAACGCCACUUGACGGCUGUCUGAAACCGGAUACACUGGAAUUCCGACAAUUGUUUGAGGAAGCAGGGGUCGAGAUCUAUUCGCGAUGCUGA